AUGGUUCUGAUCAAACCUCCUCUCAAGGCACUUGUCAGUGCCGGAGUCCUUAGGGAGACGUUAUCCGAAACUGAUCUUGGGGAGACGUAUUCCGAAAGUGAUCUUGUGGGGAUGUUCUCCGAAACUGAGCUUGCCGAAUUGGAUCCUGCCAACGCGACCUUGAUCGCAGCUAUGCUAAAGGAUGAGAAGCCAGACUGUGAGCGUCUCGGACAUCGAGUAGAUGAAGAUCCAAGAUGGGACUUUGAGACUGCUCACCUUGCAAAAUGCGAGUGUUGGAAAAGCCUUGCGCUUAAGAAGUGUCGAGUGACGAUCCCCAAUGACCAUAUAUUCAACGAGCGAAACAGGCAACAUAAGCCUCAAUGGUGCGGCAAGAGCGUAUACGACGAAACUCCCCGGUGGUCGAGCGCUAAAUCGGGGCGUACCUGCAUCUCGGACCAUAUGAAUGUUGCCCGAAUCCAAUGGAAUAACGGCAUAGGAACACCUACGUCGAAAAUCAAGCAGGGUUUCGACAAGGGCACAUGUUACCAGUUCAAAGACGUCCCAUGCGUGGGCGUAAAGAAACCGAGCACUGAUUAG
Messenger RNA from Diaporthe batatas, 576 nucleotides. RefSeq lists its product as uncharacterized. The record is from RefSeq and is a predicted model, not a curated record. The transcript has 3 exons. Lineage: Eukaryota; Fungi; Ascomycota; Sordariomycetes; Diaporthales; Diaporthaceae. Bases 1 to 576 code for a protein of 191 amino acids.